Molecule: messenger RNA, 2166 nt
Organism: Didymodactylos carnosus
Lineage: Eukaryota; Metazoa; Rotifera; Eurotatoria; Philodinida; Philodinidae
Source: the annotation of a GenBank genome assembly
AUGUCUGGAAGUAUUAUACGAGAAAAACCAGCACAUUUAACUCCAACUCGUCCAAAUAGUGUCACAAAUGUAAUUAAAUCCGACAAAAAUCUUAUAUCAGUCGAUAAACACAAAGAUAUUCAACAGUUAAAAGAAAAAGUGACGGGAAUACUAAACAUUAUUUCGCGUGAUCAUAUGAAAGUUGUCUUUUUUGGAAGAACAAGCAAUGGAAAAAGCACGGUGAUGAAUGCAAUGUUACGUGAAAGAAUAUUACCUGCAGGCAUGGGACACACAACAAAUUGUUUCUUGCAAAUUGAAGGAACUGACAAAGUAGAUGCUCAUGUUUUGGUACCUCGCUCGGAUGAGCCAAAAAGUAUCGUUAGUCUUAAAGAUCUUGGGAAUGCAUUAUCACAUGAAAAACUCGAUUCAGAUUCCUUAGUGAAAAUAUUAUAUCCAAAGGAAAAAUGUCGACUAUUAAGAGACGAUGUUAUCCUUGUUGAUAGUCCGGGCAUUGAUGUUAGUGUAAAUCUUGAUCAUUGGAUUGAAGAUCAUUGUUUGGAUGCUGAUGUAUUUGUGCUUGUUGUAUCAGCUGAAGCAACUAUUACAGUGGCAGAAAAAAAGUUUUUACAUAAUGUUGCACAGCAUUUAUCAAAUCCAAAUAUAUUUAUACUGAUGAAUCGAUGGGAUGCAAUCAUGAAUGAACAAGAAAAUGUUGAUAGCGUUCGUCAACAACAUCUCGAACGUGGAAUGGAAUUUUUAUGUGAUGAGUUGCAAUUAUACGAUAGAAAAGUAGUGGCUGAUCAUCGAGUGUUUUUUGUCUCAGCUCGUGAAGCAGUGCUUUAUCGAGCUCCAGAUCCUGGUAAUUCACCUAAAACUGGUUUUGCAGAAGGAUACAAAGAGCGUUUAACAGAAUUUGCUAAAUUUGAAGAAGAAUUUGAAAAAUGUAUUUCAAAAUCAGCAGUAAAAACAAAAUUUGAACAACAUACAAAUCGUGGAAAAGAAAUUAUCAAUCUAUUGAGAGAUACAAUGGGGAAUAUUGCUAAUAAAUCACAAUCAUUAAAACAAGAAUGCGUCCAAAAACGUACAGAACAAAGUGAAAAACAUGAUUUUAUCGAAAAAGAAUUAAAAUCGAUAAUGGAAACAACAAAGGAUAGAAUAAGACAUGUAUCAGAAGAUGUUUAUAAAAGAGUGGCACAAACAUUAAAUGAUGAAAUUAAACGUCUCUACACACUGAUUGAAGAAUUUGAUCGUCCAUUUUCAAGUGAUCCCGAACAAAUUCCAUUGUAUAAACGUGAUCUACAUAAAUGGGUUGAAGAACGUCUUGGCUCUAAUUUACAAGCACGUCUUCAUUCAGCCUUGCACUCUUCAUUGGAUAGUGUACAUAAAGAAAUAAAAGAGCGUGUUAAAUUUGUUGUUAAUAAUGAACGAAAAUCCAUGCUUGAUACCAUUACUCCACGUUCCGAUUUUGCCGUGUCUUAUCGUUUAGAUUGUCUAAAUUUAUGUUCCGAUUUUAAAGAAGAUAUUAAAUUUAAAUUUUCACUUGGUCUUUCCUCAUUAUGGCAACGUUUUGUCCAAAAUCAACAUCAACAAAGUACAUUAACAAUGACUGAAGGUAAUAAUAGUACUCUUUCACAAAACACUAGUGAUUCAUUAAUAUCAACAUCAACAUUAUUGAAUUCCACAAAUGAUAUAUUAACAACAGCGAAUACCAUUACAUCAUUAACAUCAAAGUCUAGUCUACUCUUGAUAGGUGGUUGUGCAUUGAUAUGGCGAGGUGUUGGCUGGAAAGUAUUGGGUGUUGUUGGAGGUUUAUAUGGUUCGUUGUAUCUAUAUGAACGUUUAAUGUGGACAAAGAAAGCUCAAGAAAGAAAAUUUAAACGUCAAUAUGCUGAUUAUGCUAGUUCAAGAAUGAAAUUAAUUGUUGAUAUGACAAGUGGUAAUGCUAGUGCUCAGGUACAACAAGAAUUGAGCAUGUAUUUUGCACAAACAAUACGUUAUGUUGAUAUGGAAAAAGAUGAUAUUUGUGAUUAUUUAAAACAAUUAAAACAAGAAAUUGAUCAAUUAUUAUUAUAUAAUGAUAAAGCGAAAGUAUUAAAAAAACAAGCCGAUUGGAUUGAUCAACAAUUGAAUCAAUUUUCAAAGCAAUAUUUGUCAGAACCAGCAACAUCGAUAAAUAGUAGUGUAUAA